Messenger RNA from Felis catus (domestic cat), 6753 nucleotides. It is a transcript of the gene GPAM, whose product is annotated as glycerol-3-phosphate acyltransferase, mitochondrial. The transcript has 22 exons. Gene Ontology annotation, biological process: phospholipid biosynthetic process. The coding region runs from base 378 to 2864 and encodes 828 amino acids. Lineage: Eukaryota; Metazoa; Chordata; Mammalia; Carnivora; Felidae. The record is from RefSeq and is a predicted model, not a curated record. Gene Ontology annotation, cellular component: plasma membrane; mitochondrial membrane. Gene Ontology annotation, molecular function: glycerol-3-phosphate O-acyltransferase activity.
GUUGCAGCAGCACCGGCGGAGACUUGAAGUGCCGGCAGCUGCAGCAGCCGCAGCCGAAGCCGGCGCAGCUGCCGGGUGCGGACCGUGAGGGCGAGAGCGGCUGCGGGAGGCUGCUCGGGCCCGGAGCGCCGCUCCAAGUGCGUCGUCGCCCUCUCCGCUGGACCCGGCGCGACGCCGGCAGAAGUCUAAAGAUGCAGAUGUUGAUUUAAAAAAAAAAAAUAAGAACAGUCUACCGGAGAUGUUGUUGAGUUUAAACACAUCAAACACUGUUUUUACACAUCAACUAAACAUGGUGGAAGCCCAUCAGAGGUCAUUGGACAUCGUAUGAUGGAACAAAAUAACGUCAAGCACAUGAUCUGGGAGUUACCCCUUGUGACAUGGAUGAAUCUGCACUGACCCUUGGCACAAUAGAUGUUUCUUACCUGCCAAAUUCAUCAGAAUACAGUGUUGGUCGAUGUAAGCAUGCAAACGAGGAAUGGGGUGAGUGUGGUUUCAGACCUACUGUCUUCAGAUCUGCAACCUUAAAAUGGAAAGAAAGCCUAAUGAGCCGGAAAAGGCCAUUUGUUGGAAGAUGUUGUUAUUCCUGUACUCCCCAGAGCUGGGAUAAAUUUUUCAACUCCAGUAUCCCAUCUUUGGGUUUGCGGAAUGUUAUUUAUAUCAAUGAAACUCACACAAGGCAUCGAGGAUGGCUUGCAAGACGUCUUUCUUAUGUGCUUUUUGUUCAAGAGCGAGAUGUCCAUACAGGCAUGUUUGCCGCCAACGUGACGGAAAAUGUCCUGAACAGCAGUAGAGUACAGGAGGCAAUUGCAGAAGUGGCUGCUGAAUUAAAUCCUGAUGGUUCUGCCCAGCAGCAGUCAAAAGCCAUCAAUAAAGUGAAAAAGAAAGCCAAAAGGAUCCUUCAAGAAAUGGUUGCCACUGUCUCACCAACGAUGAUCAGACUGACGGGAUGGGUGUUGCUCAAACUGUUCAACAGCUUCUUUUGGAAUAUUCAAAUUCACAAAGGCCAACUUGAGAUGGUUAAAGCUGCAACUGAGAUGAAUUUGCCACUUCUGUUUCUACCAGUUCACAGAUCACACAUUGAUUAUCUGCUGCUCACGUUCAUCCUCUUCUGCCAUAACAUCAAGGCGCCAUACAUCGCUUCCGGCAACAAUCUCAACAUUCCCAUCUUCAGUACCUUGAUCCAUAAGCUUGGGGGCUUUUUCAUCCGACGAAGGCUAGAUGAAACGCCAGAUGGGCGGAAGGAUAUUCUCUAUAGAGCUUUGCUCCACGGGCAUAUAGUUGAACUACUUCGACAGCAGCAAUUCUUAGAGAUUUUUCUGGAAGGCACACGCUCUAGGAGUGGGAAAACCUCCUGUGCUCGGGCAGGACUUUUGUCAGUUGUGGUUGAUACGCUGUCUACCAAUACCAUCCCAGACAUUUUGAUCAUACCUGUUGGAAUCUCCUACGAUCGCAUUAUUGAAGGUCACUACAAUGGCGAACAACUGGGAAAACCUAAGAAGAACGAGAGCCUUUGGAGCGUAGCUAGAGGCGUUAUCAGAAUGUUACGAAAAAACUACGGAUGUGUCAGAGUGGAUUUUGCACAACCAUUUUCCUUAAAGGAAUAUUUAGAAAGCCAGAGUCAGAAACCCGCAUCUGCUCCACUCUCCCUGGAGCAGGCAUUGCUACCAGCCAUCCUUCCUCCAAGACCCAGUGAUGCCGCUGAUGAAGGUGCAGACACAUCCGUUACCGAGCCCAGAAAUGCAACAGGUGAAUCCUUCCGAAGAAGAUUAAUUGCCCAGCUGGCCGAGCACAUCCUCUUCACUGCUAGCAAGUCCUGUGCCAUUAUGUCAACACACAUCGUGGCCUGCCUGCUCCUCUACAGACACAGGCAGGGAAUUGAUCUCUCCACAUUGGUGGAGGACUUCUUUGUGAUGAAGGAGGAAGUCCUGGCUCGAGAUUUUGACCUGGGGUUCUCAGGAAACUCCGAAGACGUAGUUAUGCACGCCAUCCAGCUGCUGGGAAAUUGUGUCACCAUCACUCACACCAGCAGGAACGAUGAGUUUUUUAUUACUCCUAGCACAACUGUCCCGUCAGUCUUUGAACUCAACUUCUACAGCAACGGGGUACUCCACGUCUUCAUCAUGGAGGCCAUCAUAGCCUGCAGCCUUUAUGCGGUUCUGCACAAGAGGGGCUCUGGAGGGUCUGCGGGAACGUCCCCUAACUUGAUCAGCCAGGAGCAGCUUGUGCGGAAGGCCGCCAGCCUGUGCUAUCUGCUGUCUAAUGAAGGCACCAUAGCUCUCCCCUGCCAGACGUUUUACCAAAUUUGCCACGAGACAGUAGGAAGGUUUAUCCAGUAUGGCAUUCUCACAGUGGCAGAGCAAGAUGACCAAGAAGAUACUAGUCCUGGUCUCGCUGAGCAGCAGUGGGACAAGAAGCUUCCAGAGCCUUUGUCUUGGAGAAGCGAUGAAGAAGAUGAAGACAGUGAUUUUGGUGAGGAGCAGCGAGAUUGCUACCUGAAGGUGAGCCAGUCCAAGGAGCACCAGCAGUUCAUCACCUUCCUGCAGAGGCUCCUGGGGCCCCUGCUGGAGGCCUAUAGCUCCGCCGCCAUCUUCAUCCACAACUUCGCCGGCCCGGUUCCGGAACCAGAGUAUCUGCAGAAGUUGCACAAAUACCUGAUCGCCAGGACGGAAAGAAGCGUCGCUGUGUAUGCUGAGAGUGCCACUUACUGCCUUGUGAAGAAUGCUGUGAAAAUGUUCAAGGAUAUUGGGGUUUUCAAAGAGACCAAACAAAAGAGAGUGUCUGUUUUAGAACUCAGCAGCACGUUUCUACCUCAGUGCAACCGGCAAAAACUCCUAGAAUACAUUCUGAGCUUCGUGGUGCUGUAGGUGACUCCUGGCCCCGUGGCGAGUGAAGGGAGUGGGGCAUGUCCCUCGUGGGCUCCAGCCUCUGGCUCGAGAGUUGAAGGCGCCGGCGUGUGGUCAGGCCUGACCUGUCCUGAUGUGACCUGCAGGAACACAAGUGCCUUCCCCUCCGCGGGCCUGUGCUUCUCCCACCCUGAGAUGACACAGCAGCCCCCGUGCAGGUGACACUGGGGCCUCUGCCUCUGCUUGCAAAUCGUCGGUAGAUGACACAAUGAGAUAUCAAAGAAUCAUCUUGGAGUCUAUUAGAGAUUCAUCUUUAAGCAUAACUGUUAAGAACUAAUUCCUGUGAUGGGCACAAAAAUGUAGAUUCAUUCUAGAACCGAAUCUUGUAUAGUGUACCUAAUACUGUUGGAUAAUUCAUCGGUAUAUUUUCUGAUUAACGGUUAAUGCUUCCUUUAAACAUGAUCGGGUCAUCCAUUCACUGUGUGUGGUUUUGUUUUGUUUUUUUCCAGUUUUAUAUUUGUCAAUAGUAGCUAAAUUUUAAAGGGGACACCUUUCAUCCCAAAGUGCUUUACAAAUGAACGGGCUGAUCUGUAUCACACCCAGGUAUCACUGUGCUGUCCUUUGCAGUCAGAUUUAGAAAGUGUUUUAAGAACUACAUGAAAACAUGAGGUUAGGUCAGAAAUAGAGCUAAUGUGAUCAAACAGUUAACAUCAGGAAGUAAAUUUGGCUGGCAAAAUUCAAGGUAAACUUUGCCAGAACACUGACUUUGAACACUUCUGCCCAUAUAAAAAGUGCCAUUGAGUUUUAAAUGACCAGCAAGUAUUUAGGAACAAGUCCUGUUUUAUUUCUGCACUGUCUCCCACCCCUCUUGGCACCUGCCUCUCAACAGGUGCAGCUACUUCUUAGAGAUCUUUCCGCUAAAUAGCACCUGGCCUAACUUGAUUAGCUUGGCCUGAUGGACUGUGAUAGUGUUAAGUAUUGGGGCUCUAGGCUGCCGACCCGGGGCUCUCAUGUACUGCGUACAGGUUGUGCACUGCCCCAGUCCAGGUGACUGGUACCCACUCAGGCUGUGUGGUAUACAGCAUGUGGUGGCCCCCUCGACAGGCAAAUGGUUGAAGGCAUUUAUGGAGUUUUAGCUGUGAGGAAAAACGAUGGGUUUUUAAAAACGUGUGUGGGCUAAUGUGCCGAAACCCUGAGGCCACAUAGUGGCAAACUAUGAUGAAAAAUUGCUCAUAAUGGGUAGGUGCCUUUUUAUGAGCAGGAGCAUAAUUAUUUGUUGUAGUGAUGGUGUGGAUUUCAUAAAGAUCAUGUGAUAUUAAAACAUUUUCUAACAGCUUAUUGUUCUUUCUGUUCACGGUAUUAUGGAAUUAGGAAUUUUUCCUGAUGAAUAUGGCAUAUAGUCUUUGAAUUUAAAGGUACUGAGAAUGAAGUUUGUACUUUUAUAAGCUUGGACUUUAAACACUAAUAGUAUCUCAUAAAUAUCCCGUGCGUGUCGGGAGAGGGAAGGGUACUGGUUGGUAUUUCACAGUGUAUGAAAUAGCUCGUUUGAAACUCCUAGCAAUAACGCUGUGCCGUUGCGAUCUUUUUCCAGUCUUCUCAAAUUCCACGUUUAAAAUAUGUUCGUUCUUUGUAGGAACUCAUGUACCCUUAAGCCAUCGGCAGUGUUGUAGCGGCUCUGGUGCGGAGCGGGCUCUUCACCUUGUAGCACUCCAUUUUGCUAACCGGGAGAGAGGAACGUGUCUUCUUUUGGCUGGAGCUGUGCACAUGGGGAGCACCCACGGAGGCUGUCUUAUUCCCCGUGAGUGGCCCUUUUCUAGGCAGGCAGUCAUUGCACUCAUCUCUCUCAUUCCCCUUCUAAAUUAGAGAUCAAGGAUUACUCAGGCUGUCUCUUACUUACCUGGAGGGUCAAGGUUGGGACUGACCGUGAGUGGAAUCGGCUGCACUGCCUGUGACUUCUGCUAAGAGCUCCCGCCAUGCCCGCCCAAGCAGGAAGCAAUGGCUUCUCUGGCUUCAUUUCCCUUUUCAGUUGGUUUGUCUUCUAGAAAUCUAAUCAGAUGCUUUGGGGAAUGCAACGUAUGAUUUGCUAGCUCUCUUGCAACUUAACUCACUGUGAGAAUAAAUAUGCAUGCUUUUUGUAAUUAACUGGUGCUUUGAAAACCUUUUUUAAGGAAGAAAAAUCUCAACCAAAGUUAUGCUCAUCCACACAAGCUGACCCCGAGUUAAUUUUAGCACAACUCAUUCUUCAGUGCCUCAUUACUGAAAACAACAUACAUCAUCACAGUAAGGCUUCCAGAUAGCACUGUUUUGCUUAAAGAUUUAUUCUCACUGUUUUCCAAAAGCGAAUGGCUUCCAUGUAAGAAUAAACAAACUAGGUGCUUGUAAAUAAUUUAUUACAGUUUACUCUAUUGCAUUUCUGUAAACCUGAAAUGCAUGCCCUCCAGGGGAAGACUGUGAGUCAAAUUAAAAAACAAAAUCCAAUAACAAGCAAUACGAAACUGCACGCUUUCAAAUUACCAAUGUCCUAAGUGAUUUCAGAAAAGGGGAAGGAAUUUCUGCUCGCUUAGCUUUGAAGAAAAACAAAGGGAAGGCACUAGUGUGAACCGUGUAGCACUAGUAACAGAAAGUAUUCCGAAUCUUCCUUCUCGGAUUUGUCGUCUCUGGAAGUCAGAGAGGUGAGCGGAUUGCAAUGAAUGUAAACUCAGAUUGUGGAACUUGCGGUCCCCCAAAGGGGAAAAGCACAUCCCGUGGUUCUCCAUGUAAUCUGAGUGCGCUGUGAGAUGCUCAUUGGUGUUUUGUAGAAGUGUUGCUGGGUAAAAUAAAAGUGUACGCGAAUCCUCUUUUUUUAGAAACUCAUGGUUUGCUCUCGUGUAGCAAGGGCUCAGGGUGUGCCAGUCCCAAGCCUGUUUAACCCAGCAUUUCCAAACUAUUGUGACCCCAGGAUCUUUUCCAAAACCCCUUUACACCCCUACGAACCUCCACGAAGCCAUGGAAAACAUUUUGGGAAGCACUACGUUAAACAGUAACAGCAGGGAGGCAGAAUUUGCAUGCAUUUUGUAUAAUCUAAUGUUCUAGUUAAUGGGUGUACAUUUCCUCCCCUGGAGACAAUAAGCACAGAAAACUGUAAUAUAGGUAGUCCCAUAUCUUUCCUUUGAUGGAAAGAUCAGCUGUCAAUGAUCCUGGGUUUUUCCCUGAAAGUAGCAAAAUUAACACAAGGAUUAACUGGGGUAAAUAAUGAAGAUUUUAAUUCAGAUCUAGAAGAAAAUAUUGCACAACUGAAUGCAGAUUUUUAUCCACAGAUAGUUCUAGUGUUUAGAAAUGAUAAGACCUAUCACUGAAGUUUAUAAGACUUAAUUUGGAUGUAAAUCUGUUUUUUAAAACACUCUUUUUAGGAACUUGAGACUUGGCAUCUGGCAUUCUAGUUUAAUACAAACUAAUGAUCGCAUUUGGAAGAAUUUUGCCUUUAUUUCUAAACAUCUAAAGCUCUGAAAUGCCUUGAUGGAAGGUGUUAUUUUCCUGUUGUACAAAGAAAUGUUAAAUUGUUGUAAAAAGGCUUACUAUAAAGUACUGUGAAAUAAUACUAUGUGAUUUUGUGAACGAAACUCAUUUGGAAACGUUGAUUGAUUUUUAUGCCUGUUAAUGUAUUGUCAGAAGCACAGAAGUGUAGUUUUGUUUUAAUAAACCAAAAAAUGAAUAUAUUCUUGAUAUCUCAAAUUCGUAGUUGAAAGUUCCCUAAUAGGUUAUUAUACCAUUGCUCUUGUUGGAGUUUACAUAGGACUUUAAUAAAAUGUUCAUAGGAAAUAGCCUUGCAUAAAUUUAUGGAACCCCAGUGGAUGGUUUUUAUCACUGACCCAGAGCUCUUCAAAUUUGAUCAAGCUUUUUAUCUCCUUAAUAAAUAUUCGUAUCACAGAGA